AUAAAAAUUUUUCGUGUGAUUUCGACAUUCGUUGAAAAUUCGUCGUAAUAUUUUUUCCGGCAACAUUUAGCUAAAGCAUUUAGUUUCAAAAUUUUAAUUGUGAUAUAAACGUAAACGUUAUAAAAAUGUUCCUUAACAAAUUGAACAAUGUCGGUCGCCAAUUGGCCAACCCAGCGCUCCGUGCACAGGCUCGUUCUAUAUGCACAACAUUAGCAAAUCGAGAGAUCUUCCAGGUGCAGAGCGCCGAGGAUUUCGACGAAAAAGUCAAAAAAAGUGAUAAGCCGGUAAUUGUGGAUUUUUUCGCAACAUGGUGCAAUCCAUGUAAAAUGCUAACACCCCGCAUUGAAACUGUGGUCGGUGAAAAAGCCGGUGCCAUAAAAUUGGCCAAAGUAGACAUUGAUGAGCACAGCGAAUUGGCGCUCGAUUACGACGUUGGUGCUGUACCAGUUCUACUAGUAAUGAAGGAAGGCAAAGUGGUGAAUCGUAUGGUCGGUUUGCAGGAUACAGAUAAGAUUCGCGCAUGGAUUGAUAAAGCUGUUGAGGGUGCCAAAUAAGUUUAGAGAUAUUCAAUUUGCAUUAUAAUCUAACAAUAACAAAAACAAAAUUUUUGAAAAUAUUUAAUGCUUUAACUUUGUUCAACAAAUAUAAUUAAGAUUUGUUCAUGGAAUAAAAAAAACUACUUAAUA
Bactrocera tryoni is the source of this 686-nucleotide messenger RNA. Its product is annotated as thioredoxin, mitochondrial. The transcript is spliced from 2 exons. NCBI's taxonomy places the organism in Eukaryota, Metazoa, Arthropoda, Insecta, Diptera, Tephritidae. Gene Ontology annotation, cellular component: cytoplasm. Gene Ontology annotation, molecular function: protein-disulfide reductase activity. The record is from RefSeq and is a predicted model, not a curated record. The coding region runs from base 126 to 554 and encodes 142 amino acids.